This is a messenger RNA of Daucus carota subsp. sativus, 657 nucleotides long. Its product is annotated as G-type lectin S-receptor-like serine/threonine-protein kinase B120. Gene Ontology annotation, biological process: protein phosphorylation. Gene Ontology annotation, molecular function: protein serine/threonine kinase activity; ATP binding. NCBI's taxonomy places the organism in Eukaryota, Viridiplantae, Streptophyta, Magnoliopsida, Apiales, Apiaceae. Bases 1 to 657 code for a protein of 218 amino acids. The record is from RefSeq and is a predicted model, not a curated record. Gene Ontology annotation, cellular component: plasma membrane. The transcript is spliced from 3 exons.
AUGGCAGAUUCCAGUAAACAAAGUCUACUUGACUGGAGAAGACGUGUCCACAUCAUUGAUGGCAUUGCACAAGGACUUCUUUAUCUUCAUCAACAUUCAAGAUUACGCAUAGUUCAUAGAGAUUUGAAGGCUAGCAACAUCUUGUUGGAUGAUGAACUGAAUCCUAAGAUUGCAGAUUUUGGGAUGGCCAGAAUAUUUGGUGGGAAUGAAGUCGGUUAUAUGUCCCCAGAAUACGUCAUAGAAGGACUAUUUUCAAUAAAGUCUGAUGUCUUUGCCUUCGGUGUCUUGCUACUGGAGAUCAUAAGCGGGAAAAAGAACACUGGUUUCCGCCACUCUGAUUGCCUUACUCUUCUUGGACAUGCGUGGGAGUUGUGGCAAUCCAACAGGGUUCUGGAGCUGGUGGACUCGAAUCUAGACAUCCCUUCUUCCUUUGUGCCAAUGAGACUCAUUCAUGUCGGUCUCUUGUGUGUUCAGGAAAGUGCUGCAGACAGACCAACCAUGUCUGAUGUCUUGCUUAUGUUUAGCAAUGAGCACAGUCAGGUGGUUCCUCCCAAACGCCCUGCUUUUACCUCUGGUGGUAGCUCAGGCUUCGAGAUAGACAAAGACAACAAUGUUUCAGUGAAUACUCUAACAGCUUCAGUGAUGGAUGGUCGCUGA